This is a messenger RNA of Acanthaster planci (crown-of-thorns starfish), 2613 nucleotides long. RefSeq names its product tubulin epsilon chain-like. Lineage: Eukaryota; Metazoa; Echinodermata; Asteroidea; Valvatida; Acanthasteridae. Gene Ontology annotation, molecular function: GTP binding. The record is from RefSeq and is a predicted model, not a curated record. Gene Ontology annotation, cellular component: microtubule. Gene Ontology annotation, biological process: microtubule-based process.
CAUGGCUGCCCCCAGUAAAAAGUUUUGCCAUUCCUUACUGUAUAAUUCCAAAUUUGAGAAACACGGUCAUAAGUAGUCGCCACUUGCAUUUUGCUUAACCAUACGAAUUUUUUUUUGCUGAAACAGGCAGCCAUUGUAAUGACGCAAUCAAUUGUGAUUCAAGUUGGCCAAUGUGGAAAUCAGAUUGGAUGUCGUUUCUGGGAUUUGGCCCUGCGGGAGCAUGCUGCUCACAACAAGAAAGGUGUCUAUGAUGAUUCAUUGAGUAGCUUCUUCCUCAAUGUGGAUUCAAGGUAUGAGAACCCCCACACUAUCGCUGUUGGUGAUGGAAAAAGCAAGGUCCGCACCCUCAAAGCUAGGGCAGUCUUGGUUGACAUGGAAGAGGGCGUGGUCAAUGAGUUACUGAAGGGGUCUAUCGGGGAGUUGUUUGAUCACAGGCAGCUGAUUACUGAUGUAUCUGGCUGUGGCAAUAACUGGGCAGUUGGCAAUAAGAUGUACGGUGUGCAGUACCGAGACCAGAUAUCAGAGCGUGUACGCCAUGCAGCCGAGCAGUGUGACUGCCUCCAGUGUUUCUUCCUCACCCAUUCCAUGGGCGGAGGUACGGGGUCCGGCGUUGGGACAUCAAUUCUGAAAUUACUUCGAGAUGAAUACCCAGAUGUCUACAGAUUUGUCACACCUGUGUACCCUUCUAUUGAUGACGAUGUCAUCACCUCACCUUACAAUAGUGUGCUGGCCAUGCAGCAGCUGACAGAAUAUGCUGACUGCGUUCUGCCUGUAGAAAACCAGGCUCUGUUAGACAUCUGCGAGAAGAUCAACCAGGCGCUGCCUCCAGAAAAGUCGGGGAAGAGAACCUUUGGGGCGACAGGGCAGGCCAAAGCUGGGACCACCAUCUCAGGGUCGGGGAAAAAGGCAGCCAAUGAGAAACCCUUUGAUCAGAUGAACAACAUCGUGGCCAACCUGCUGCUUAAUCUAACUUCAUCAUCGAGGUUUGAAGGGAGCCUGAACAUAGAUCUGAAUGAGAUCAGUACCAAUCUGGUUCCCUUCCCAAGACUGCACUAUCUGGUUGCAAGCCAGGCACCUCUCUACUCACUCCUAGACAUGAAUCUUCCACCGCGAAGGUUGGACCAGAUGUUCACAGACGCCUUCUCCAGGGAUUACCAGCUGUUGAAGGCAGACCCCAAGAACUCCAUGUACCUGGCCUGUGCUCUCAUGUGCAGGGGUAACGUCCAGAUCUCCGACAUCAGGAGAAACAUUGACAGGUUAGUUAACGGCAUCAGGAGAAACAUUGACAGGUUGCGGCCGUCGCUCAACUUCAUUUACUGGAACACUGACGGCUGGAAGACUGGAUUGUGUUCAGUCCCUCCGGUAGGGCAGCCUUACUCCCUAUUGGCCGUGGCCAACAACACAUGCGUGCGACAUACGUUCAGUGACCUACGAGACCGAUUCAAUCGACUCUACAAGAGAAAGGCCACCUUCACCAUUAUACCAACGUGGAAGGCAUGGAUAUGACACUCUUCUCUGAGAGCUUGGAGUCGCUGACAUCGUUGAUUAGUGAAUAUCAACAACUAGAAAAAGCUCAGCCAGAGAGCAUACCCAGACUACAGAUUGCUGUAUGAGUUGUCCACUGGACAAGGGACAGAUCUGUUGAAUAGACAGCACAGCCGACUGUUUGACCGUGAAUUGUGCAUUUGGUCAGCAUCGAGCACCUGAAGCACUAUCCAGAAUAUUACUGUAUGACGUGCUAGAAACAGGCAUUGAACAAGGAAAGCUGAUCCGUGGAACAAUUUAUUGUAUGACUGUGAAUUCACAGUCCUUGUUCUUGUCAGCAACUUCAGAAAGCUGAUCCACUGAUUUCACACAUGCCAAGAUCACAGAUGCUGUACACCUUGUGCGUUGAACAGGUAGUGAAUAAGGGAAAACUCGUCUGCACAGCAGAAACUAGUUACUGUUUGUGGAGUUGUUACAUGUAGGUUCUUGCCAGUUACUUGAAACAAAUCCACAGAGUUGACCCUGAUUGCAGGUUGAGUGCGAGUUUGAACAGUGGAUAAAUGUCAGCAACUUCACAAUGGACUUCCCACUUCCCAGAUGUGUCUUUAUAAGGUAAUCAUACAAUAUGCGUUACAUUACUGCACGUCGCUCAGUACUCACAAAACUGUCAACUGAAUAUGCAAAAAAGAUUGGUGUAGCAUCUCAGUAUGGACGGGGGCCACAGGGCAUAGUGCACUCCAGUGUUUUCAACUUAUCAUUUUUACCAGGUCUGGAGGCAGGUGCUGAAAUGAAGCCAUGGUGCGAGAUGGCCAAAGAUUAAAGAUUGUGGUACUCAAUAUCAGUACUUAAAUGGAAUAUAAAAGUACCAUAUAAGGUUUAUAGUAUGAAAAAAAAAAUUCCACCAAAACUUUUUGAACUCUUAAUUUUGACCUGCCAAGACGUAUGGAAUGACUUGCUAUUAUCCAACUAGCAAAGACCAAUAAAUUAUUGACAUUGAAGCCAUACAUAAACAUGUAAUGCUAAAUGGGAUGAGGAAAGGUGUUAUUUUUUGUACCUUCAGGUUUAACCACUUGCUGCCGGGUGAAUUUUUCUUGAGCAAGACAAGAUGCCGGGUCCUUUCCAAGAUUU